This is a messenger RNA of Chara braunii, 1137 nucleotides long. Lineage: Eukaryota; Viridiplantae; Streptophyta; Charophyceae; Charales; Characeae. The record is from the annotation of a GenBank genome assembly.
CACCGAAGGAGGGGUAGGUAGACGGAUAGUCGAUGCCAAGUGGGCCACUGGUGAAGGAGAGAUCGUCACCGAUGGGAGAGCCGACAGACAAGUGGUCGAUGCCGGGGGAGGAUUGCAAGAGACAGGGGGACAGCGUUCAGGUGGAGGGCCCGACUGUCACGGUGGAGGAAGAAGAGGGAGUAAAAGGGUCGGGGUGGAGAGGAAGAAGGCGGUCGGGACGCACGAUCCUGGCGUUCCAUUUGCAUAAGGUGGACGGCCUGGAGGUCUUCAAUGGUGAAUUUGGAGGGGUCGAGAGAGGCAGUGUCGAAGUCGUCAUCGGAGGUGGGUGGAAUGGUCUCGUCAGGGGUGAUGUUAUGGAAGAAGCGGGGGCGGGAGGGAACGGGCCCGGACUGCUGAUGGGGGUGGAGUCAUCGACCGUGGUGAAGCAUGCGAGAGAGGAGGUCAGCAAGGGGCAUGUCGGGUUCGUAGGCGAGGGAGGUUGCAAGAUCUUCGUGGCAUACUCGCUUGAUGCGGGAGAUGAACGCAAAGUCGGGAAUGGCCGUGGUGGGCAGGUGAUGGCGGAGGGAGCGGUAUUGGACGAAGCGGUCCGUGGGACCGGUCUGGCGAAGGUGACAGAAUUGUUCGAGGUAGUCAUCGAUGGUUUUCUGGGGGUAGAAGGUGGCAGUGAGAAGGUUGGCUCAUUGAAGGAAGGAGUGACGAGGUCCUCUGGAGGCGCGGCGGUUGCUGACUUCAGCCAUCCACCAUUUGGUGACAUUGCUGAGAAAGCGGGAGGUGGCAAUGGGAAGCUAGUGGACAAGGGGCAUGUGGUGGAGCUUGAAAGAGUUCUGGAGCUGGGUAAGGAAGAGGAAAACGUCCUCGUGAGGAAGGCCGGAGAAGGGCAUGAUGUCAACGGAUCGGAAGGAACGGGGGAUUUCCCCUUCGCGAGAAACGAUCCGAGCGAGGGCGUUGAAGUUGAGGUUAUCGGGGGUAGUGUCGUAGCAGGUGUAAUCGAAUUCGAUGUUGUCGUCAAGGAGGUAGCUGGGGGGAAGUUGUGGCAUUGCGGGGUAAACCCCGAAGGUGACUUGGGAAUAGGUGGGACGGGGGGUGGGGAUGGUGGAGGUCGUCAUGAUGGGUUGUGAGAUAGUAUGGGAGUGCGGG